Molecule: messenger RNA, 1452 nt
Organism: Phlebotomus argentipes
Lineage: Eukaryota; Metazoa; Arthropoda; Insecta; Diptera; Psychodidae
Gene: Amnionless
Product: protein amnionless
Exons: 2
Coding region: 86-1423 (445 amino acids)
Biological process (GO): receptor-mediated endocytosis; intracellular protein localization
Cellular component (GO): endocytic vesicle; apical plasma membrane
Source: RefSeq, a predicted model, not a curated record
GUGCCUCGUUUCCAAUUUCAUGGUCCCGACAAUCUCCUCGGGGAUCAAACAAUGGGUACCAAAUUUCUCGUUUACCGACCCUCGAAUGUGGACUCAGGCUCACCUCCCCUGUGCCGAUCAAUUAAUCCUCUUCCCAGCCUACUUCUACACGCUCCUUGACCUGCCGCCGACACUCACCACCAAGGGUGUCGUUCUGCCCUCUUAUGGGUCCGUGGCCCUGCCUCGGAACGGUCACAUAGACUUCAAUCUCAACCCUUCCAGUGAUUGCGAAGACAAACCCAGAGAUUCCGUGGCGAGAUUCAAACGACCGGACACUCAUUUCUGGUAUUUAUCGCACAACUGGCGCGAAAUUGACUCCUACGGAGCCCCCAUGAGGAUCAACAAGGCCAAACCCCAUCUGAAUCGCAUUCCAUGCACUUACGACGAGGUCAGAUUCCCACCAGACAGGAAUUUCGCGGUUGAUCUCCAGCUCGCACCCUGCUUAGAUCUGGCACAUAUGAAAUUGCGUGAUCAAUCCGUGAGUGCUGAGGAUUUUGACCACUUCCUGGCCACCGAAGUGGGUCAGAUGAUGUUCAAGAACACAGAAAUGCUCCUCGCCGAGCAUCGAGUGAUAUCAACAGUUGAUCUCACGGCAGAUCAGGCUCUCUGUCACACUUCCUUCGCCUACUGUGAGCCCAUCAUUUGCUACAAUGAGAAGAAGUUCUGUGAAGUGCCCCUUUGCCUGAAUCCCAUCAAACCCGUGUGGUUCUGCUGUGAGAUUUGCGGAGCCAUGAUUCUCAUUGAAAAGCCAGAUCACUUUGAUGGGAAGAAACUGCGUGGUUUGCUGGAACCAAACUUGAGGAGACUCGGAGAGUCUGAUGAGAUUGAUUACUUCUUAGGUUCCGUGGAAGUCAAUCAUAAAAUGUACUUUCAACUCGUGAUAACGGAUGUUGGUGAAUACGAUGAGAAGAGUACGAAACUCAUGAAAGCCCUGCAAGAUUCCAUAAUGCAUCCCUUUCAACGCGAGACGGCAAAUGUAUCCUUUUCCGGAAGACCUUAUAAGCCCAGCAAAGGAGGAUCUUUCUGGAAUUUUGUCUUCUUCCCACUCCUGUUCGUUCUGGCCAUGUUCUACAGCAUCUACUCAUACUACUACAGAGUGGAAGAUGGGAAACUCAAAGUCCUCACGUGGUCCAUUCCAGUGCGUGCGCCGCAGAGAUUGCGCUCCUUGUUCAGCUCCUGGAAUUCCCAGUUUAUUUUUGCACGCUUCGAAAACACUCGUGAAGAUUGCGAAAUAAGCGUGGCUGAGCUGCAAAUUCAACCAGGAUCUUCCUCUACCAACACAAGUAUAGCGCCAGGAGAGGAAAUUGAGUCGGAAAUUCAAGUUGCUGAAGAGGAAAAGGAUGAAAUUGUAGAAAAUUUGCUGCAAAUUGACUUGAAUGAGUAAUUCCACAAAUCACACUUGAAUCUCACUUG